Molecule: messenger RNA, 3026 nt
Organism: Stylophora pistillata
Lineage: Eukaryota; Metazoa; Cnidaria; Anthozoa; Scleractinia; Pocilloporidae
Product: kinesin-like protein KIF9
Biological process (GO): microtubule-based movement
Molecular function (GO): microtubule motor activity; microtubule binding; ATP binding
Source: RefSeq, a predicted model, not a curated record
AACAGUGAAGCUUGUAUUGUUUGUAUCUAGUUGUGGUUUUCGGCGCGGCUGUCGAAGAAAGCAAGACCAAAAUGCUUCAAGAAGGCAAUGGACGGGUCAAAGUCUACGCCAGAAUUCGGCCGACGUCACGAUUCGCGCAGAAUAUGAUCGAACUCUUGCCCGAUGGAAAAUCGAUCAAUAUUCACUGCAAGAAAGAUUUGAGACGUGGUUACAUCAACAAUCAAAUACUUGACUGGAGUUUUAAUUUAGAUCGCGUUUUACACAACGCCAGUCAAAGCGAUGUUUAUGAAGAAUGUGCAAAGAGAAUCGUUACCGAGGGCUUAGAUGGUUACAACGGAACGAUUUUGGCCUAUGGGCAGACGGGAGCCGGAAAGACUUUCACAAUGACUGGUUCGACUGAAAAAUUCCAACACCGCGGAGUUAUCCCACGAGCAAUUCAACAAGUUUACAGAGAGAUACGAGAAAGGUCUGAACAUGCUGUGACUAUACGGAUCUCAUAUUUAGAAAUAUAUAACGAGCACAUGUUUGAUUUGCUGAGCACCCUAUCGGGGGCCCCCUUAUUAGAUCCUUCUCAGAUGACCGUCACUGAGGAUGAUGAUGGAUAUACAAGAGUGAAGGGGCUCAGUAUUCAUCAGGCUAAUAGUGAAGAAGAAGCCUUAAAUCUACUCUUUGAGGGUGAAACUAAUCGUAUUAUCGCUCAACACGCAUUGAACAAACGUUCAUCCCGCUCGCAUUGCGUGUUUACCAUCUACAUUGAGUCACACUCGCGCGUCGAGUCCAACACGAAGUACGUCACCUCCAAGCUGAACUUUGUGGACUUAGCCGGAUCUGAGCGAUUGGGAAAGACACUGUCUGUAGGUGAUACGCAAGUGGAGGCCAUGUACAUCAACAAGUCCUUGACGUUCCUAGAGCAAGCUGUGAUAGCCUUGGCAGACAGGCGGAGAGAUCAUGUUCCCUUCAGGCAAAGCAAACUCACUCACGUGUUGAAGGAUUCCAUUGGUGGAAAAUGUAACACUUUGCUGAUUGCCAAUAUAUGGGGAGAGGCCGCCCACAUUGAAGAAACGCUCUCCACAUUACGUUUUGGCAGUCGAAUGAUGAACGUUCCGUCAGAACCCGCUGCUACGGAGCACUUCGACAUGAUAAGACUCUGCAAACAACACGAGAAAGAAAUCCUAACUUUACGACAAGAACUCGCCAUGCACGACACGCUGACAAACCGCAGUCAGAUCUCCUACGAGCCCCUCUCAGAGUCUCAAAUCCAGGAUGUCCGCGAGCAGGUGAAACGAUUCUUGGCGGGUGAACUGAACGACAUCGAACUCGUCAAUGUUCGGCAAAUUAAAGAGACAUUUGCGCAGUUCCGAUUGAUCGUGAACACGAUGGAGGCGGACGUUGAGGAAAAGCUGCGAGGAAAGUAUGUUUUACAGGAGAGAGGUGGAGCAACUCUCGCCAGGGCAGGUAAGCAAGGCACUGUCCAAGGCGAUGAGAGCGGAUUGGUUGGAGAAGUGGAUGGCCAAGGAUUUGGUGUAGGUGUUGCUCCUCCUGGCGUAAAACCCAACGUUGCCUCCUUGGUAAGCACCAGAAAGGUAAAGAGUCGGGGAAAAGCUAAAGAGAGAGACAGCGCAAAGUCUCCCGCACAGGGAAGUGGAGGGCAAAUUGAUGGUCAAGCCGGAAGCGAUGGGCAAGAUCAGGGGCAAUCACCUUCAGUUCAGACUCCUACACAGCGCCUGGCCACCCCUCUACCCAAAAGCGAAGCCUUUGAGGAAUUCAAACAGGAGAGAGGCAGUGAAAUUAACAGGAUCCUCAAUCAAAAUAAAGAAAUUUUGCGUGAAAAAAAGAGAAAGGCCAAGGAACUGUCCUCGUCAGUCAACAGUCUUAUGGAAGAAAUCAACGAAGCCAAAGAAAUUCUGGAAACUCGUAAACAAAACCGACUGGAACAAGGGGAAUUUCGUACAGACGAUGGUCAAGUCAUUAUUGAUGAGGAUGAGUAUGAACUUGUUUGCAAAGCAAACGAUCUAAAGUUACGUUAUCGGCGUGACUACGAAGACCUGCUCAACACCAAAUCCGAAGUUAAGUACUGCGAGAACCUGGUCAAUCAAUGUAGGCAUCGUCUCGUAACCGAGUUUGACAAUUGGUAUUCCGAAUCGUUCCUCGGAGCCGGUGAUGAACCGAAGGGUGGCCGAGAAGGGCAAGUUCCCGAAGAUGAACAAGAGAAGUUUGAUCGGCUUCAGCUAGAGUUGUUGAUGGAACAUCCCGACUCUGUACCUUACUACAAUGCUAAGAUGCAAACUGAACGGCGCAUGCACUUAACGGCCAAUGGAAGACAGCAAAAGAAGAGAAAGCCUGGAGCUCUGAUAGCUACAGUGCGAAACAAGCCACCAACCACACUGACUGUCACGUGAUGAAAUAAGAAUACUUAAAAAAAGAACCCAACUACAUUCUCGAAUAAUUUUAAUAGUGUUUAAUUUUCCUAAAUAAUUAGUCUCUUUCUGAGCAUUACUACAGAUAUAGUUUUAUGAACGGAUACAGGCGCAUGCGCUGUUCCGUAUGGUUUUUCUCUGCAUAUGCCUGUAUGAUCCGUGUCUAUACUAUCAAGAAAUGAUCAAAAUCAUGUCAUACCAAUUGUUUUCAACUUUAUACAAUAUUCACGUGACUGUCGAUAUGAAGUUUUUGUUCAUAUUAUUAUUACCGUUAUUACUGUUUUAACAUUAUUAUUUUAUUAUUUUCAUCGCUAUUUCUAGGAUUCAUCCAUGGGAUAAUAAUAUUCUAUACACAGUUCGCGCUGGUAUCCAGUAACCUAACCAAACUGACAUUAUAGAAAGAAUACUCUUUCUUUUCCUUUCACUGUUUUAUUUAGUUAAACAAAGGACAAGGUGUGGUCAGUUAUUUGUUUUCAUUUGAAUGGAAGCUCUGUAUUAUCAGUAUAAUCUAUUGUCUUGUAAGUUCUGCGCAUAGUGCUUGUUCAUACUGUAAUCUAAUUCGGUCUGUAAAUAAAAAAAAACGAGAGAUAAAGGCUAAGCUUUUUUUUA